This is a messenger RNA of Suillus discolor, 1104 nucleotides long. RefSeq lists its product as uncharacterized. The coding region runs from base 7 to 891 and encodes 294 amino acids. The transcript has 13 exons. The record is from RefSeq and is a predicted model, not a curated record. NCBI's taxonomy places the organism in Eukaryota, Fungi, Basidiomycota, Agaricomycetes, Boletales, Suillaceae.
GUCACGAUGUAUACCAGCGAUCAGGAAGUCCAGCAAACGUUGUUCUGGAUAUACGCCGUCCUGGCGGGAAACAGUAUACUGAUAUACGACCAUAUGGUGACCCUACAAGAAGAAAUCACUUUUAUCUGGCGUCGCCCGAAAGCAUUAUCUGCAAUUUUAUUUCUGCUCAAUCGCUAUGUCGCUCUCCUCAGCAAUAUCUGUGGCUUGAUUAAAGAUUUUGUACCUGUUUCAAACGAGAGCUGUUCGAAAUAUGCGCUAUACAGACAACUGGCCGUUUUCCUCCAAACAGCGAUCGUUUGUAACAUAAUGGUCAUUCGCACUUAUGCUCUCUACGGCUGUAGCAAGCGCCUGCUUGCUUGGAUGGUAAUCGUCACGAUUGCUCUUACGGGAAUAGCUUGCGCGGGCACUUUUGGACAAUUUUCAGGCGAUAUCGAAGUCGUGCCAGGGCUUGGCUGCAAUGAAACAUUUUCAAAAUCGAUAGCUGCCCGAAUCGGGCUAGCAUAUGUGGCUUUAUUCGUCUUCGAUUUAAUCAUCUUCAUCCUGACAGUGCACAGGAUCUGCAAAGCCAAAAAUUUGCUGCGGUUAUCGUUGGUCAGUAGGAACAAUAUCAUUGAUAUCAUAUUUUGCGAUGGUGUGAUGUUUUUCGGAGCGAUAACACUGUCCAAUAUACUGAACAUCCUGACAUACUACAUUGGUUCAGUCCACCUCAGAGGCAGUCUAUCCACAUUUACUGGUUGCCUGUCCGUUACUCUCAUAUCUCGGCUGAUGCUUAACCUGCAUCAGACUGUCGACACUGGCGUUCUCUCGACUCCAGUUCAGGACGAGGGCCCUGGGCUCCCUGUCCUUACUACUAGGAUCAGCGUAGAAUCUGUGAUUUCCUCUCACUACUAGUAUGCUGGUAUUGAAUUAUGUUUCUGGAUGCAGGGGUUCCUGUUUAGAACAGAAAGCUGGCGCUGGCGGUCAUGGGUGCUUAAUGUAUGUAGAACUCAUAAUUAUCGUUCCUAUGUAGAUAUGCUAAUCAUCGACUAAUUAUCUUACAUACUUGUCUGUAAUGCGAUACUUUCACAUAUGUAGUGUUUACACAGAUCCUAGCACUGACUGGAC